UGAACAAGGGAGCUGGGAGCAGGAAAAAGAGAGGGCAGACAGUCCAAGUAGAGGGCAGAGCCUCUGUCAGCAUUGGUGGUGUGACACAGCACCUGACUCCCAGGUCCUGAUUCCAGCUGAGAGUACUUACAGCUUAGUGGCAAGGACAGCGGAGCAGCUGGGACACAGCAAGGCCUACAGGACUGGUGGGAGUGUGAAGAGAGGCAAGCAUAGGCUCUGGUCGGUGAUACCCGGGGAAUCCCAACAGCAGCCCAUGAAGAUCUGCACCCAGACCUAGUAGAAGAAGCUGGGCAGGUGUUCCUGUUGAUGAAAAAGGAUUAUCGAAUCUCCCGAAAUGUCCGUCUGGCUUGGUUCCUCAAUCACCUGCACCAGACGGUGCAGGCCACACCCCAGGAGAUGCUGCUCCAGUCUGAGCAGGAGUUGGAAGUCCUCAGUGUCCUGCCCCCUGGGUGGCAGCCAGAUGAACCAGUGCUUCCAAGGCCAUUCCUCCUUGUACCUUCCACCCGGGUCACCUUCCUCGCUUGGCAGUAUCGAUUUGUCGUUGAGCUCGACCUUAGCCCAUCUACUGGCAUUGUGGAUGAUUCCACAGGAGAGAUCUUGUUUGAUGAAGUUUUCCAUGCCCUCUCCCGCUGCCUAGGCGGGCUGCUUCGACCCUUCCGCGUACCCGGAUCUUGCAUUGACUUCCAGCCUGAGAUCUAUAUAACCAUCCAGGCCUACUCCUCGAUCAUUGGCCUGCAAGCCCACCAGGUGCUGGUGCAGGGCUGCCUUUUGGACCCUUCCCAGCGGGAGGCGUUCCUGCAGCAGGUGUACGAGCAGCUCUGUCUCUUUGAGGACAAGGUGGCCACCAUGCUGCAGCUGCAGUAUGACCCCCAGAGUCAGGCAGAGGACCAGUCCCCAGACUCAGGGGAGGCCCCGGGCCGGAAGGUGGGAGUCUCCAUGGUGACAGCUGACCUUGGGCUGGUCAGUAUGAUUCGUCAGGGCAUCUUGGCACUGCAGUUGCUCCCCUCAAACUCUAGUGCAGGUAUCAUUGUGAUUACAGAUGGGGUGACAAGUGUCCCUGAUGUUGCUGUCUGUGAGACGUUGCUGAACCAGCUGCGCAGUGGCACUGUGGCUUGUUCCUUUGUGCAGGUGGGAGGAGUUUACUCUUAUGACUGCAGUUUUGGCCACGUGCCCAACGUGGAACUGAUGAAGUUUAUCGCAAUGGCCACAUUUGGUUCUUAUCUGUCCACUUGUCCGGAGCCAGAACCAGGCAGCCCGGGUCUGACUGUCUACCACCGGGCUUUUCUCCUCUACUCCUUCCUGCGCAGUGGGGAAGCCCUGAACCCUGAGUAUUACUGCGGCUCUCAGCACCGCCUGUUUAAUGAGCACCUGGUCUCGGCCAGCAGCAACCCUGCCCUCGCCCUGCGCCGGAAGAAACACACAGAGAAGGAGGUGCCUGCUGACUUGGUCAGCACAGUGUCUGUACGGCUCCGAGAGGGCUACAGUGUCCGAGAGGUCACGCUGGCCAAAGGAGGGUCUCAGCUGGAGGUGAAGCUCGUGCUUUUGUGGAAACACAACAUGCGCAUUGAGUACGUGGCCGUGGCGCCCUGGCCCCUGGAGCCUGAGGGCCCUCGAGGAACACGGGUGGAAGUGACAAUGGAAGGGGGCUAUGACAUUCUGCAUGAUGUGUCCUGUGCACUAAGGCAACCCAUCCGCUCACUUUAUCGUACCCACGUCAUCCGACGAUUCUGGAACACGCUGCAGAGCAUUAACCAGACGGACCAGAUGCUAGCCCACCUUCAGUCCUUCUCUUCGGUCCCGGAACACUUCACGCUUCCUGACAGCACCAAGAGCGGAGUGCCGCUCUUCUAUAUCCCGCCCGGCUCCACCACCCCAGUGCUCUCACUUCAGCACAGUGGGUCCGACUCCUCCCACGCCCAGUUUGCAGCCUACUGGAAGCCGGUGCUGUCCAUGGAUGCCAACUCCUGGCAGCGCUGGCUGCACAUGCAUCGGCUGGUGCUCAUCCUGGAGCACGACACACCCAUCCCCAAGCACUUGCAUACCCCCGGCAGCAAUGGGCGCUACAGCACUGUGCAGUGCAGGAUCUCGCACUCCUCCCUGACUUCCCUGCUUCGGGACUGGAGCAGCUUCGUGCUGGUCGAGGGCUACUCCUACGUGAAGCUGCUCUCCAGUGCCCCUGACCAGCCCCCUUCCUCCUUCUACAUGGUCCGCAUCAUUUCCAAGGCCCCGUGCAUGGUCCUUCGCCUGGGUUUUCCCAUCGGCACACCGGCCCAGGCCCGACACAAGAUUGUGUCGGGUUUGCGGGAAGAGAUCCUGCGGUUGCGUUUCCCCCACCGGGUGCAAAGCAAGGAGCCAACACCCAAGGUCAAACGGAAAGGGCUGGGGGGCAUUGGUGGGGGCAGCUCUCCCUCCAAGUCCCCCCCCAUGCUGGGCCCGCAGCAGGCGCUGUCUGACCGGCCGUGCCUUGUGGUCCUGCAUAAACCCCUGGACAAGCUACUCAUCAGGUAUGAGAAGCUACCCCUGGACUACCGGGCACCCUUCUUACUGACACUGGAGCCACCGGGGCCACUGCCGUUGGUGUCAGGCCGCUCAGCCUCUUCUAGCCUAGCAUCGCUGUCCCGCUACCUGUACCAUCAGCGGUGGCUCUGGAGUGUCCCAUCAGGCCUGGCACCUGCACUGCCACUCAGUGCCAUUGCACAGCUCCUGUCCAUCCUCACUGAAGUCCGACUCUCCGAAGGCUUCCACUUCGCUUGCAGUGGGGAAGGAAUCAUCAACAUGGUCCUGGAGCUUCCAAUUCAGAAUGAGCCCCAGGCUGCCGGCGAAGAAAAGCACACCUGUGUCGUCCAGUACAUCCUCUUCCCCCCUCACUCUGCCUCUACCAAAGACAGCUUCUCGACAGAUGAUGACAAUGAUGUGGAAGUGGAGGCCCUAGAAGGAGAUUCCGAGCUCAACCUGGUCACCGAGGUGUGGGUGGAGCCUCAGUAUGGGCGGGUGGCGCCCGGCCCCGAGAGCUGGAAGCACCUCCGGGACCUGACGUACUCCGAGAUCCCUCGAGCUCUCCACCCUCGGGAUGCUGCCUGCAUAGGCUCCAUGCUGAGCUUUGAAUACCUGAUACAACUGUGCCAGAGCAAGGAGUGGAGUCCCCUGCCCCCAGAGCCGAGGGUCUCUGCUGCAUUGGACCAGGGAGGAGAUACCUGUGUCCACGAGAUUCCUUUCCAUUUUGACCUAAUGGGGUUGUUGCCCCAGUGUCAACAGCUGCAGAUGUUCUUCCUUCUGCUUUCCAGAGAGCCAGAGGGCGUCCCUCUCGCCAAGGGGCCCUGUCCCGCCAACGACACGGUGCUGUGCCUGCUGCACAGCUGCCUGGGGCAGGAGCUGAGUGACCGGGAGAUCCCGCUUACCGCUGCUGAGCAGGCCACCUUCUUGAGUGAGGUGCUGCGACGGGCCUGCCACAGUCCAGGUCCAGCGGAGCCACUGGCAGGGGGCCACAGGAUCCUAAAGGAUGGAGCAGUCGGCAGCACGCAGGCCACUGGAGAUGCAGCUCCUCCUCCCCUGGGUGGAGGUCCUGAGACGCUCAAGCCUCUCGUCUCUGCUCAGGCCCCUCAGUGGCGCUGCUAUGCAAGGCUUGUGACUCCCCAGCAUGUGUUUCUGACUUUCCUCCCUGCGACCUUCUCAGACGUCCAGCACCUGGCCGCCUAUGGCCUGGAGGGACCCUCUCAAGAGGAGACAAAACCAAAGUUUGGGGAUUGGAGCGGGGCCGCCAGCCUGAAAGAUCUGGGAGGACCUGGGGCGAGGGCUGCAAAGGCCCAGGUCCCCACACUCAGUGUCACCCCAGCCAGUGACACUGCCCAGAACCCAGAAGACCUCAGCCCACCGUGCCGUCGGGACUUACAAGCUUGUGCUGGGCGUCAGGCCCCGCAGACAGAGAGCGCAGAUGCUCCCCGGACCCGGUGUCCUGUUUACGUCUAUAGCUGUUCCCUGGAAGCACUGAGGGAGCAGAUGGUUGGCCUGCAGCCCCCUCAGGCACCCCGAGACCUCAUCUUCCGGACUCCGUUCCUCGACCAGCCGUCCUCGUCCUCAGCCUGGAUGGAGCCCAGGUUCAAGGAGGCAGCCAACCAUUGUGCGUUGCUGCAGGAGCACGCACAGCGUUGCUACGUCCGUGGGCUGUUCGGGAGUUUGCAGCAAGCACAGAGUGUCUCUUCGCAGGACUUGCUGAUCGCGGUUGAUGCCUGUGAGGAGCUGCUACAAGAAGUAGACAUCACCCCUUUCCUGCUUGCAUUGUGCGGCCACACUCGGGGUUUGCCUCAGGCACCUCCAAGCCCCGGGCCUCUCAGCCCUGGGCCCUUCAGCAGCAGCAUCGAGGAGGGCCCAGAGCCUCGGGAACGAGCUGUCCUGGCUUCUGAGUCCAGCAUAGAGACCGAGGACCUCAGCGAGCCUGAGUUUCAGAGCAGCCGUGUCCCUGGCCACCCAGACCCCAGCCUGGAGAUCUCUCUGACAGACGUCUGCCAGCUCAGAGGAGAGGCGCAUGACGCCCUUCAUGGCCUCAUCCAGGAGAAGUUCCUGGAGAUCAGCAGUCUCCACUUCCGCACGGUGCCCUCCAAUCCACACUACUUCUUCUACUGCCCUCCGUCCAGCCGGCGAGAGGAUGAGGGCCCUCGGGACACAGUGGACAGAAAAGUCAGUGACCUGGAGUUCUCAGAGGCUGAGCUCAUAGGAGAAGAAGGAGACACGGCAGCUUGCUGUGUGGUCACUGAGAGCGACCCAGAGCUUGAGGUGGAAUAUCGUGAGAGCCGUGAGCCAGAGCUGGGGCCGGCGGGGCUCGACUCCGCCUCACUGUCUGAUGCCGACACCAUGAACCCUGAUGAAGACUCCUUCAGCAUCCUGGGGGGCGACUCACCGAUGGGGCCGGAGAGCCUGGUGCGCGACCUGCCACCUCUCUUCCUGCACCUCACGUGCUCGGUGCGUCUGCGUGGGCAGCACAGCUCAGUACCCGUGUGCAGCCUGCCCACCUGCCUGGGCCAGGUGCUUUCCAGUCUGGAGGGCCCCCCCGUUGGAGGCCGAGUGCCCCUGAGGGACCUCAGUGUUACCCUGGAUGUCUUCGUGCUGACCUUGCCUCUGGAAGUGGAACUUCCCCCGACCUCGGACCCUCAGCACCACCGGUCCACGUCUGAAAGCAGUGCUUCAUUCCCACGAUCCCCAGGGCAGCCGUCAUCUUUAAGGUCAGAUGAUGGCCUGGGGCCCCCACUGCCACCCCCAGAAGAAGACAGGCACCCGGGACUGUCCAAUUUGGCCACACCCCACAGACUGGCUAUUGAGACCACCAUGAGUGAGAUCCACUGGUUGCUGGAGGAUGAGAUGGUGGGAGCCCUGCGAAGAGGGGGCAUCCCUCAGAGCCCUGCCCUGCACCGUGCAGCUGCCCACAUCCACAGCUCUCCUGGACGCUCCACCUGCCUUCGCCAAACCCUGCCACUGAGUUUUGUGUUUGGGCCAGAACGUUCCCUCACACAAUUCAAGGAGGAGUUUCGCCGCCUUCACCUCCCUGGCCAUGUUCUUCUUGAGGAUCCUGACAGUGGCUUCUUCUUUGUGGCAGUUGGCCAACAGCCAGGGGGGUCCCAAGGGGAGCCCCCUUCAGCAGCCUGGGCUUGGCACAGCCAUGAGGACAGGGCUGAAGGCAUCGAAGGGGAGGCCCUGACAGCCAGCCCCCAAGCCCCUGGCUCUCCAGAGGGUUCCGAGGGCACCCCCCUCCUCAGCCUGCCACAGGGAGGGAACCAGCCUGGGCCCAGCCGGGGGCUGAGCCUUAUGUCCAGUCAGGGCAGCGUGGACUCUGACCACCUGGGUUACGAUGGUGGCAGCAGUGGCUCAGACAGCGAGGGUCCCAAUGAGACCCUGGGGGAGAAGGCUCCCUUCAUGUUGCGGACCCCACCUGGGCCAACACCUCCACAGCCUUCGCUCUCAGGCCUCCCUGGGCCCUGCCUGCCUGACUUCUGGCUCAUCGUUCGGGUGCUACAGGAUCGUGUAGAAGUGUACGCCCACGCACAGAGCCUGAUUCGGGAGGAUGGAGGGCCAGGCGCCGAGUGUCGCCACCUGCAGCAGCUCCUGGUGAGGCGAGUUGGGGAGAUCUGCAGGGAGGUCAACCAGCGGCUGCUUCUGCAGGACCUCCAUGACAGUCACGUGUGUAACUCUCUUCUGGUGGCCGAGAGCGAAGAAGAUCUGUGGCGCAGCGAGACCCCCUUCCACUCCCGUCAGCGGGCACCACUGCCCAGUGAUGAUUACGCUGCUGAUGAGAGCUGUGCACCCCGAGGGUACCUAGCUGCCACAAUGCAGUUUGUCCCUGGCCAUUUCUCCUGUGACGUUGUGUGGGGAACCGUGAUUCGAGUCCAUUCACGCCUGAAAAUGGGGCCCAGCAUGGGGGUCUCUCGGGCCAUCCAGGCCCUGCGCUCCGUGCUCAAUGCCUUCUCUGUGGUGAACCGGAAGAAUAUGUUUGUCUAUCAGGAACGAGCAACAAAGGCUGUGUACUACCUGCGGCUCCUGGAGACGUCCUGCAGCGACCGGCCAUGGGAAGGCGAUGCGCUGCCCCCCUCCCUAGCUCUGUCCCGAAGCCAGGAGCCCAUCUACUCUGAGGAGGCCUCGGGGCCUCGGUCUCCCCUGGACGUGGCUUCUAGCCGCAGUUCUGAUGCUGCUCGUCCUGUGGGCCAAGUGGACAGGCAUAUCCAGCUUCUGGUACAUGGUGUAGGACAGGCAGGUCCUGAGAUUACCGACGAGCUAGUACGGGUGCUGCGUCGGCGACUGGACGAGGCCACACUGGAUGUCAUCACAGUCAUGCUUGUUCGGAACUGCAAGCUGACACCCGCUGAUGUGGAGUUCAUCCAGCCACCUGGCAGCCUCCCCUCUGAGGUGCUGCACCUGGCCCUCCCUGCCUCCUGCAGGCCCUGGCUUCCUGCCCUGGCCUGGUACCUGCGGCAGAACCUGCUCAUCUUCCUGCACUCACCCAAGUACACGGACAGCAACAGCCGCAACCACUUCCAGCAUCCACUGCCACCACAGGGCGGCCUCCCCGACUUGGACAUCUACUUGUAUAACAAGCCUGGUGGACAGGGCACCGGCGGCAAAGGGGUCGCCUGCAUCACUCUAGCCUUCGUGGAUGAAGCAGGAAGCCCCAUCUCACUGGCCUCUUGGCCCCCCUCCUCUCCGGGGCCCCUAGACCCACUGCAAGAGGAGGAAUUUGAGCAACUGACCAAGGUCACUCGCUGCCCGACUGUGCCGGAUGGUUCUUCAGCUCAGAAUGGGGCCCCACGGCUUCGACUGGAUGUGUGGGAGAAGGGGAAUAUCAGCAUCGUGCAGCUGGAGGAGAAGCUUCGGGGAGCGGCCCGCCAGGCCCUGGCUGACGCCGUCAUGGAGUUGCGGCUACUGCCAGCCUCCCUGUGUACUGAGGACGUGUCUCCAGGAAAUCUCCGGAGUGGGUCGUUGGAAACCAAGAGCCCUGCAGGCCGAGCUAGCACCUUUCCCCCUGGCCCUGGCCCUGGCCCUGGCCCUGGCGAGCCCGUGACACCACCCAGCAAAGCUGGCCGGCGUAGCUUCUGGGAUAUGCUGAGUAAAACAGAAUGUGGGGACUUGGGUUCCCCCAAAACAACCGAUGACAUUGUCCUGGAUCGGCCAGAAGACACCCGGGGCCGGAGGCGUCACAAAACCGAAAGUGUUCGGACUCCAGGUGGCACUGAGCGGGCACCAGGCUCAGAUUCUGGAGCCCAGAGACAAAGACGCAGGACCACACAGCUAGAAGAGGGUGAGGUAGGGACCCUGCAGCCUGUGUUUGCUCGUGUGACUCAGCGCUGGAUGGAGUUUAUGGUUCAGAUCGGUUGUGCCUCAGUGUCCAGGAGCUCCACCCACAUGGUGUCCCGAUUCCUUCUUCCAUCUGUCCUCUCUGAGUUCACGACUCUGGUCACCUCCAUGGCCGGAGAUACCAGCGUCCGUAUCUUUGAGCAGCAUUUGGGUUCAGAGCCAGAGAUCUUCAGUCCUUGCUCCCAUGGACAGCUGUGCCCAACGCCGCGUCCAGCGACGGAACGGCACCUGCUACUUCUGGGAAGGAACUUCUUGCAGUGGAGGAGACCAACCCAGCAGGCUGCCAAAGCUGUGCAGCGCUUUGAGCCAGGAGGCGACGGGAGCUGUGGGCGAAGCGCUCCCCGGCAGAGGUUCUUGCUGCUGGAGGUCGUGGACAAGAAGCUACAGCUGCUGACCUACAACUGGGCUCCAGACCUGGGAGCGGCCUUGGGCCGGGCACUGGUUCGCCUCGUGCAGUGGCAGAACUCACGUGCCCACCUCAUCUUCUGCCUCCUCAGCCAGAAGCUGGGGCUUUUCCAUCAUUGUGGCCAGUUGGACUUCCCAGUGCGGGACGAAAAGGAGCCAAACCCGUUCCUCCUGCCAACCAUGGAAGCAGAGACCCUCAUCCGGAGUGCAAGCCCCCCACUGAGCCGCGAACAGGGCCGGCUGAGUGCCUCCUCUCGGGGUGGGGGCUCCCUUCCCCUCGACACAUUCCCCUUUGAUGAGGCCCUGAGGGAUAUCACAGCUGCCCGCCCCAGCUCCUCUCUCGGCCCUGUGCCCAGACCCCCUGAUCCCGUCACCUACCAUGGACAACAGUUCUUAGAGAUCAAGAUGGCGGAGCGCAAAGAGCUGGAGCGCCAGAUGAAGAUGGAGAACCUGUUUGUGACAUGGCAGCAGCGUUCUGCCCCAGCCAGCAUGCCCAUCAGUGCUGCAGAGCUAGAGACCCUGAAGCAGUCGUCCCGCCUGGUACAUUACUGUGCAACGGCCCUGCUCUUCGACCCAGCUGCCUGGCUGCAUGGGCCCCCCGAUACCUCUGGGCCCCCCGAGGGCCAGCGGCGCCAUCGCCCCGAGUCUGGGGCUGGGAGCCGGGAGGCCCCCACCAGCUGCGAGUCCUCAGAUGCGCCCCCGCCAGGGGCCCGGGAGGAGCCGUGGCUGAAGGAGCUGAGCCUGGCCUUCCUGCAGCAGUACGUGCAGUAUCUACAGAGCAUGGGCUUCGUGCUGGUCCCGCUACGGCCCCCUUCCCCAGCCCGCAGCACCAGCCGGCUACGGGCCAUGGCCAUCCUUGGAACGGAAGGUCGAGGCUCCUUCUCCUGCCCUAAAACCAAGACUGAUGGGAGCCCCAAGAGCACCGGCUCUCCAGUCACCACCUACCACCUGCAGCGUGCACUGCCCGGGGGCAUCAUCCUCAUGGAGCUGGCUUUUCAGGGCUGUUACUUCUGUGUCAAACAGUUUGCCCUAGAAUGUUCCCGGAUCCCCAUGGGGCAAGCUGUCAACUCUCAGCUGUCCAUGCUGUUCACAGAGGAGUGCGACAAGGUUCGAGACCUGAUGCACGUGCACUCAUUCAGCUAUGAUUUCCACCUGCGCCUCGUGCACCAGCACGUGCUGGGUGCCCACCUGGUGCUUCGGCAUGGCUACCACCUGACCACCUUCCUGCGGCACUUCCUGGCUCACCACCCAGACGGGCCCCACUUUGGCCGCAAUCACAUUUACCAAGGGACACUGGAGCUGUCCACACCACUCAUUGCUGCCCACCAGCUGUACAACUACGUAGCUGACCACGCCAGCUCCUACCACAUGAAGCCCUUGCGGAUGGCCCGGCCAGGAGGCCCAGAGCAUAAUGAAUAUGCCCUGGUAUCGGCAUGGAACAGCUCUGGCUCCUACCUGGACUCCGAGGGGCUUCGUCACCAGGACGACUUCGAUGUGUCUCUGCUGGUGUGUCACUGUGCUGCACCCUUUGAAGAGCAAGGAGAAGCCGAGCGGCACGUUCUGCGGCUGCAGUUCUUCGUGGUGCUCACCAGCCAACGAGAGCUCUUCCCCAGACUCACCGCAGACAUGCGCCGGUUCCGGAAGCCACCCCGACUGCCCCCUGAGCCAGAAGCUCCUGGGAGCUCAGCUGGUAGCCCUGGGGAGGCCUCAGGGCUUGGUCUGGCCCCUGGACCGACUCCCCUGUUCCCCCCGCUGGCUGCAGAGGUGGGGGUGGCGCGGGCACGGCUGGCUCAGCUGGUCCGGCUGGCUGGAGGCCACUGCCGUCGGGAUACGCUCUGGAAGCGCCUCUUCUUGCUGGAGCCUCCGGGGCCUGACCGGCUACGGCUUGGGGGGCGCCUGGCUCUGGCGGAGCUGGAGGAGCUCCUGGAAGCAGUCCAUGCCAAAUCCAUUGGGGACAUUGAUCCCCAGCUGGAAUGCUUCCUGUCUAUGACGGUCUCCUGGUACCAGAGCCUGAUCAAAGUUCUCUUAAGCCGUUUUCCUCAGAGCUGUCGUCAUUUCCAGAGCCCAGACUUGGGAACUCAAUACCUGGUUGUACUGAAUCAGAAGUUUACAGACUGUUUCGUACUGGUGUUUCUGGAUUCCCACUUGGGAAAGACGUCUCUGACAGUGGUUUUCCGAGAGCCCUUCCCAGUACAGCCCCAGGACAGCGAGAGCCCCCCUGCCCAGCUGGUGUCCACCUACCACCACCUCGAGUCCGUCAUCAACACAGCUUGCUUCACCCUGUGGACCCGCCUCCUCUGAGGACCAGACUACUGAAUGGCACCAUUCCUUGAACCACAGGGGUCUGGAAGCUUGCCCACUUGAAGCAGGACUGACCAGCCCUUCUGGGCCCAGACUAAAGGGGACACCAGAAGCUUUGUGACUAGAUCUCGGGUCUGCAGCCCCAGCCUCACGGUGGGAGCUGCCCUUGUGAGCACUUGCCACUGUUGACUGGCCAGGCUUCGGAGGGGUAGCCCAACUCCCUGAGGUGCCCAUCUCCUCUCAGUCCCCUGGGCCCUUCCAGGAAGGGACUCCACCUUCCUGCUCACCUGGUGGAGUCCCAGGAAUUCACAGCAGUUGGCAAGCGCUCACCCAAGAGCUCCUCUGCCUGAACACCGCCUCCAAGGCCCCCAUGGCCAGCAGCCACCCCGCCCUGCUUUGAGCCCUCUGGUCUUCAUUUCCCACUUGAACAUCAUUGCCGGACGUUGCCACUGAGAUACGUCACCUUGGUUCCAAUGCCUGCUCUGCUUCUGAAGCCCCUGUGACCACAGGCAAGUCCCUUAGCUCUCGGACUUGUGGUCUGUGGUGUGUAAAUGAAGAGGUAGACUCAGAAACCCCCGUGUGCGAAGGAGACUGGAGCACUUGAGCAUGAGCCGGCCGUCCCUUCUCUUCCCUUCUCACCAGGCGGGAAGCAGCCCCAGGAGAGCGAGGGGUUAGACACUGUGUGUCCUCCCAGUGUCCAAUAACACACACAUGGGACAAUG
Molecule: messenger RNA, 11264 nt
Organism: Neogale vison (American mink)
Lineage: Eukaryota; Metazoa; Chordata; Mammalia; Carnivora; Mustelidae
Gene: SZT2
Product: SZT2 subunit of KICSTOR complex
Exons: 72
Coding region: 307-10542 (3411 amino acids)
Cellular component (GO): peroxisome
Source: RefSeq, a predicted model, not a curated record